AUGUCUAAAAAUAAUAACCAAAGGCAUGAAACUACAAUUACUUACUCAGACAUUAAUGAAUUUGUGUAUAACUCUUUGAUUUCCUUGAAAAAUACUAAUAACUUUUAUGAAAAUGAUAAUAUCAAAUUAGUAAUUAGUUUUGAUGUUGAGUUGUUUUCUCUUAUUACUAUAAUAUUAGAUGAGGAUAAAGAAAAUUUAAAUAAUAAUAAAAAACUUUACCUUGAAGUUGCUCAUUGUAUAGCAAAAUUUAUUGAAAAUGAAGAUGGUUAUAG
Molecule: messenger RNA, 272 nt
Organism: Cetraspora pellucida
Lineage: Eukaryota; Fungi; Glomeromycota; Glomeromycetes; Diversisporales; Gigasporaceae
Source: the annotation of a GenBank genome assembly